This is a messenger RNA of Vicia faba (fava bean), 930 nucleotides long. The record is from the annotation of a GenBank genome assembly. Lineage: Eukaryota; Viridiplantae; Streptophyta; Magnoliopsida; Fabales; Fabaceae.
AUGGCGGACAAGUAUAACAUGAAGAAUCCCGCCGUCAAGCGGAUUCUCCAAGAGGUCAAAGAAAUGCAAUCGAACCCUUCUGAUGAUUUCAUGAGCUUGCCUCUCGAGGAAAAUAUAUUUGAAUGGCAGUUUGCAAUUAGGGGACCUGGUGAAACUGAAUUUGAAGGUGGGAUUUAUCAUGGAAGGAUUCAAUUGCCUGCUGAAUAUCCAUUCAAACCUCCUUCCUUUAUGUUGCUGACUCCUAAUGGUCGUUUUGAGACCCAAACCAAGAUUUGCUUGAGCAUAUCAAAUCAUCACCCUGAGCAUUGGCAACCAUCAUGGAGUGUAAGGACCGCUCUAGUUGCACUGAUUGCAUUCAUGCCCACCAGCCCAAAUGGUGCAUUAGGCUCAUUAGACUACAAAAAAGAAGAUAGGCGUGCCUUGGCCAUUAAAUCUCGUGAAGCAUCUCCAAAAUUUGGGACUCCUGAGCGUCAAAAACUGAUUGAUGAGAUUCAUGACUAUAUGCUAAGCAAAGCAAACCCAGUUCCUCAACCUAGCCCUUCACAGGCUUCUGAAGAACCCAAAAAGGAAGAAGCCCAGACUUUAGUUACUUUGCCAAAUCCUGAGGCUCUACUUGCAGGGGAGGGGAUUCCAGAUGAAGCAGGUGACAAAAUAGUUGAAGAACAAGAAGUCCCUGUCAUUGCUAAUCCUAACCCUGCAGGAGUUGAAGCGUCAAAUGAGAUUCAACCCGAAGUAGUCCCAACGAAUCAGUUGCCCCCAAAGUCAGAGACAAGGGUUCAAAAUCUGAAACCAGAGACAAGGGUUCAAAAACCUGAUGACCGAUUGUUCACACUGGCAGCUAUUGGACUUGCUAUAGCAAUUAUGGUUCUUCUGCUGAAGAAAUUCAUUAAAUCUACAGAACAUGGAGCAGUUUUUAUGAAUGAAUCUUAG